UUUUCCUGUCAGAGAUACCGAAACAAAGCGGAAAACGGUGUAAAAUAAUUGUGUGUGUUGUGGCUUUAAUGCAGCCAACGGAUAUUACAGCGUUUGAGUUUUGUAGUAAUUCGUUAGAAGGACGCCCCGUUAUGCUUUUAUGAGUUUAUUAUCGAAGCCUUUCUUUCUCUUACAAGGCUGAAAUGUCGUGCACUGACAGUGACAGUAACUGCUGCGCCAUUGACAAAAUUCAAACAAGAAGCUGGAGAACAGGAAGCUGAAUUCAGCCUCGUCUUUCAGUUUGAGUCAGUUUAAUCAGAUUGGUCUUAGCCUAACGGUGUACGAGCACGUUACUGAACAGAGGACACAUUCAGCUCCAUUCACUUUUAGAAAGAUUUAGAUAUCUGAAAACGACAGACCUUUAUGAACGUGUGCGGAUCCAGAAGGUCAGAAGGUCACCGAUGUUGACUAACGUUUACGGUUAAAACUAGAGAUGGAGACGCUGCGCUACAAUGUCGUCCUUUUCCCAUUUCUCCUGUUUGUCCUGAAGGUUGUCAACAUCACAGCUGAGUGUGAAAGACCCAACAUUGGAGAUAACAGAGUUUUGACUAUUGAACCAGGCAAACCGCCUUACUUAAAUGGAUCCACUGCAACAUUCAAGUGUUCAGUUGGUUAUAAACCUGUCCAUUUUAGAGCCAGCAAGUCUAUUGUGUGUAUCGACGGCCAGUGGACAGAACUGAAACUUCAAUGCCAAAAAAAGUCCUGUGGAAGUCUACCUGAGAUCCCCAAUGGGAAAUUUUUACUUGAUGAAGGAAUUGAGUUUGGUGCGACAGCUGUUGCACAGUGUAACACAGGCCAUCAGCUUGUUGGACAACAAUAUAGACGUUGCCUAGAUGCUGGAUGGAGUGGGAGAAACCCUACCUGUGAAGCGGUGAAAUGUCUUGAACCUCCCUCAAUAGAAAAUGGAGAACUUGAGGAUGCGUACUACGAGUCAUAUGAAUAUGGACAAGCAGUCACGUACCGCUGUAAAAGAGGGUUCACUCUUGUUGGACAGGCAACAAUAUCAUGCUCAAUUGAUAGAACUUUUCAGCCUUCUCCUCCUCAGUGUUUAGUCGUCUCCUGUGAGAAACCAGACAUUCCACAUGGAAUUCGAGUUGAAGGAACGAUGCCACCCUAUAAAUACAAAUCUAGCGUCCGCUAUCAGUGUGACAUUGGCUACAAAAUGAAUGGGCCCGGUUACAUGAUCUGUGAAGUAAGUGGCUGGGUCCCACCUCUUGUAAAUUGCACCGUGAUCACAUGCCCGAAACCUCCUGGUAUAGAGAAUGGACAAAUUAAUGAGCAACUCCGGGACGUUUAUACAUAUGGACAAGCUGUGACAUACUCAUGUAUGGAAGGCUUUAAACUUGUUGGAGCUUCAGAAAGAACGUGUUCUGGUGAUGAAACUUUUCAACCUUCUCCUCCUCGGUGUCAGGUGAUCACAUGCCCGAAACCUCCUGGUAUAGAGAAUGGACGAAUUAAUGAGCAACUCCAGGACGUUUAUACAUAUGGACAAGCUGUGACAUACUCAUGUAUGGAAGGCUUUGAACUUAUUGGAGCUUCAGAAAGAACAUGUUCUGGUGAUGGAACUUUUCAACCUUCUCCUCCUCGGUGUCAGAUGAUCACAUGCCCAACACCUCCUGGUAUAGAGAAUGGACGAAUUAAUGAGCAACUCCAGGACGUUUAUACAUAUGGACAAGCUGUGACAUACUCAUGUAUGAAAGGCUUCAAACUUAUUGGAGCUUCAGAAAGAACGUGUUCUGGUGAUGGAACUUUUCACCCUUCUCCUCCUCGGUGUCAGAUGGUGAAAUGUCUAAGACCUCAUAUGCAUACCGGACAAUUUAAACCAGACCAAGAGACAUAUGAGUAUGGACAAGAAGUCAGUUACCUUUGUAAAAUACUCUUUUACAAUAGAGCUUCAAAAGUGGUCUGUUCUGAUGAAGGAAACUUUCAUCCUGCUCCUCAAUGUGUGGGUCACUAUGGGAUUUUGGUGUUUGUUUUACUGAUACUCCUCUUGUUGCUGGCUGCUGCUCUGCUGUGUUUAAAGAAGAAAAAAAAACACUGUAGACGUGUUUACUCUGGAAAAGUGGCCACUAUAAUUGAAGAGGGCGAGUUAUAGCACACUCACUGUCCUGAUCCAACAGCUAUUCCCUGGCCAUACAGUAUUCCAAGGAGGAAUCUUCACUCAAAUAACAUGGCAUACACCAAACACAAGCUUGACUGGGUGUCCUCUCCAGUUUAUUCAAAUGCUGGGCGAGUUUCUUUCGGAAAAGUAUUUACGCAGUGAAAAAAGUGAUGGCUUGAAUUUCCUUGAUUCAAAUGUGUAUGUCAUUUCUACAUAGAAAAAUUCCAGAUAUACUUGAUUUUUUCUUACAUUUUUUAGAGAGUAAUUGUGUUUUGUGUGGAAAUGAUGUAGAAAUGUAAAUCAGGUAAAUUCAAUGCAUUUAUUUUUUUUUACUGUGGCUGAUUUUGAAUGCCCAUGCUGACCAUGAAUGUAAUCUGAUUGAGAUAAAAACUGGCAUUUUUGAGUGAAUAUAUCACUGUCCAUUAGAUAAGAUGUGUGUGCUUUUUAAUGCAGUGUCUGCUUUUUUUUCUGAUUGUGUUCAUUUUCUCACAGCUGUGCUCAAACCACAGCUAGUGGCUUUUGUCUUUGUCCUAACUUUUGCUGUAAGGUACUUUAUCAUUAUUCAGUGGUGGAUAGCAACGAAGUACAUGUUCUUCGUUACUGUACUUGCGUAAUUUUUUUAUGUGUGGGUACUUAUUAAAGUAUUUCCAAUUUUUGAGAGUUUUACUUUCUCUCAACUACAUUUGACAGUAAAAUAUCUUAAUUUCUACUCCACCACUUUCCAUAGAAACUAGAUUUUCAAUAUUAUCUAGAAGAAUAUGAUGCAAUUCCACAAAUGAAAUAGUCAUAGUGCAUUUUUCUUGUCCAGCUUAGCAACUGUAACUAGGCCUGGGCACCUCUGACAAGCUUUCAGCAAGUUAGAAACUCGAUUUAUCUGGAUUUUAGGCAGCAGGUGAAAUGUUUCCUGUUUCCUAAAUUGAGGUAUAUUGGGAAUAUCUUGCAGUACUUUUACUUUGGAUUCUCAGAUACAUUUAAAAGCAAGUAUCUUUGGACUUUUACUUGUGUAAUAUUUAUAGGCACUUUUCCUUUUAUUCAAGUACUACAUUUGUAUAUUUUGUCUACCACUGUCUAAUUAUUAUUAGGGAUGCAUUGAUACCAUUAAUGAUUUCGGGUAUUGGACCUAUACUAUGCUCAUUUACUCAUACUGAAAAAUGCAUGAUUUCAGCAUUUGUCUACUGCCUGAUACCAUGUAAUGUAAGUCUAUUGUUCGCUAGUAUGUUAAUGAACAAACAGCGCUUGCUGGCAGUAAAGGACAGAGCUGUCUGCAGGGGCUGUUUAAUGAGGCAUGUCAGUUGGAUCAAGCGUUUUUGUACAAUGUGAAUAUAUAAAUCGUAGGCCUUGUCCAUACACAAUGGUCUAUUCAAACAUACUGUGUGAGGAACAAGAUUUCUAAAAUCUGAUUCUGUCACUAUGCCACAGAGACUGUUGUUAAAAGAGACAGAUGAGGAACUAUGAAACAUACUCUACCCAUAGCCGUAUAGAAGUGUUUUUCUGAUGUUGAACUAAACCCUGCUCUUUCCACUGCAACACUAUUUGAUCAAAGGUAACUUGGCUAUCUAAUGCAUGUCAUUUAAAAUCAUCUAGAUUUAACGUCUUAACUGUUAAUGUACAUUGCCCUUAUUACACUAGCAACUACUUAAUUCUAAGUAGAUUGCUCAUUAUGGUUUCGGUAUCGGCAAGCACUAAAAGACAUACUCGUACCCGUACUCGGUCUGAAAAAAUGGUAUCAAUGUAUCCCUACAUUUUUUUUUUUUCUUAAGAGGGCAUCAAACAGUAAAAGAAUUUGGCCCAUCUGUUUUGACUGAAAAGUGGGAAUGUUAUAAUGACACUGAGAAUGGGGACCAAUAUGUUGGAUGUUACUAAUGUAAUUCUGCUGCAGAAGCUGUAGCUUUGCACUGAGAUAGGUGUAGUCCUGCGAAAGGCUGUUGAGACUGUUAAGCCUAAAUUGUUUGGAGAUGCAAAUAAAUUUUAUAUGUGCUGGACCAAGAUUACACCAAAGGUCAAUUUAAAAGGCAGUACUGAACAAUCGAACUAUUUAUUACAUGCCAAAGCUUCCAGACUUGCUAAGCACUUUUUAUUUUUAGUUGUGUGGUUCUACUGAAUAAUAUUUAGCUGCAUGUAAAUUUUUCUUGUAAUGUAUUAUUGAUCCUUAACAUGGAAAGAUAUUAUUUUUAUGCUUAUAAUUUCAGCCGUUUUAAAACUUACACCCACAUACUUUGUAAGUAUGUGUGUAUGAAAGUAUAGUACUGUGCAAAAGUCAGAGAACACCCUUUAUUUUAUUUAAUUUCCACUCAGAAUAGCCAUUUUCCAGAAGAUAUUUCUGAGGAGAUGAGAUAAAAUUGCGUAAAGAAGGGAAAGUCCAAGAAAAAAAGAAAAAAUCAGGAGUUUCCAAAUAUUGCGUGGUAAAAUGCCUGCAUGCUCACACAACACACAAUCAUUUGGGAUUAGUAUUGGUUUCAAAGAUCAAUAUCUGUAUCAAGUGUAAAAUUGCAAUUAUAUAGGGCCUAAAUCACGAAACUAAAGAGUUCAGGUGACAGAGAAAAGUGCAUAGCUGUCAAAAAGCCAUUGCUGAGAAAAGGCAAUGAAAUAAGGAAGAAAAUUUGCAAAUUAAAGAAAGAAGCUGCUGGUGUUCUCAGAACAAUAGACUGACCACCCCAGAGUCUAGACCUUAACAUCACUGAAUGUGUUUGGAAGUACUUUGAUGAUGAGAAGCAAAAAUGCAACCAACCUCUAAGACUGAACUUUGGAGGUGUGGAAAAAUUUCCCUGCAGAUUUUUUAAGAAACUGAAAGCAGGUCUCCUGAAAAGAAUGGAAGCUGUAAAAAAAGCAAAGAGUGAGACACUAAAUACUUACAAAAAAAUUUAGUUGUUGAGAGUUCUGUGUAAUUUUGCAUUCAAUUUUUUUCUGCUUUUUUCACUAGAAACCAAAUAAAUGAAGGGUGUUUUUAUAACUAUAUUGAGUUAGUUUAGUCAAACACACACCUAUUUAAACCACUUAUCCUCCUGGGUAGUUCAGUCAAACAGAAUGCUCAAAAAAUUGCUUAUGCUUCCUAAAAAAAUAGCUGGCUUAAUUGAUUGGUUUUAUUUUUUUUUAUUAUUUUAUUAUUUUAUUUUAGCUUUUUCCUGUUUAAAUGUUGUGCUUGAAAGCUGAAACUUUUAUAGUUUUUCUGUUCAUUCUGAGUUUAAAACCCGCUGCUGAGUGAAUAACGGUUAUUAAUGAAUGUGUUUGGAACAGAUUAAAGCAGAUUAAAGAUGCCAUUGCUAACACGA
This is a messenger RNA of Colossoma macropomum (tambaqui), 5409 nucleotides long. Its product is annotated as complement receptor type 1-like. The transcript is spliced from 15 exons. The coding region runs from base 473 to 2134 and encodes 553 amino acids. The record is from RefSeq and is a predicted model, not a curated record. Lineage: Eukaryota; Metazoa; Chordata; Actinopteri; Characiformes; Serrasalmidae.